GUAAACCCGAAUUUAAAUAUAUAGCAAACAUGCAUGGUAACGAAGUGGUCGGAAGAGAAAUGCUUUUACUAUUCAUUAAAUAUCUUUGCGAAAAUUACGGCUCAAACGAAAGAAUCACAAAGUUAUUAAACACAACCCGAAUCCACAUAAUGCCAUCUAUGAAUCCCGAUGGUUACGAAAAAGCCAAGGAGAACCGUAUCAAUUCAACAAAUUCUCCUGCAAGUGGUAGGGAGAAUGCUGCCGGGGUUGAUUUAAAUCGAAAUUUUCCAGAUCAAUAUUACCAAAAUGAGUACAACUCAAUUCUCCAACCAGAAACGAAAGCUGUAAUGAAUUGGAUCCUAUCAGAACAAUUCGUUUUAUCGGCAAAUCUUCAUAACGGUGCUUUGGUCGCAAAUUAUCCGUUUGAUGAUUCCCCACCGAUUAAAUCGGGUUUACCUCAAACUCACAAACAAGAAAAUUUAUCCCCGGAUGAUUCCGUUUUUAAACAUUUAGCGUUAACUUAUUCAGACGCUCAUAAAUCGAUGCAUUUUGGGCGACCUUGCCCGACGUUCCCCAAUGAAAAUUUCCAACAUGGGAUCACAAACGGAGCUGAGUGGUACAGCGUUUCUGGAGGUAUGCAAGAUUGGAAUUAUUUAAUCGCCGGUUGUAUGGAGUUAACGUUAGAGAUUGGGUGCGAAAAAUAUAUCGAUGAAUCUCAACUUGCUUCGACUUGGCUUGAUAAUCGCGAAGCUUUAUUAAGUUACGCGGAACAAGUUCACCGAGGCGUUUCUGGGUUUGUUUUUAGUACAAUUGGGAGAAAGAUUUCUCAGGCGGAAAUUAUCGUUGAAGGGAUUAACCACGUAGUGCAUUCCGGUAUUGAAGGAGAUUAUUACAGAAUUUUGCUCCCCGGGAAGUAUAAUUUAACGGUGAUGGCCCGUGGGUAUGAAAGUUAUACAGAAGCGAUUGAAAUCCCGGAAGCCACGGGACAUUUACAGUUCAAUGUGUCGUUGAUGAGAGAUGAUCCAAUGCAUUGGGCGUCUGCUUACGAUUUUGGAUUAUCAGCGAAUCAAUAUAAACCGAAAUAUCAUACAGACAGUGAGUUGUAUUCGUUGAUGGCGGAAAUGGAGAAUCGAUAUCCUAAUUCGGCGGAAUUUGAAGCAGGAGAGGAUGAUGUUUCAAUGGUUAUUAGGAGUGUUAAGAUUACUGAUGAUAUUAAAAACAACGACGAAUUAAAAUACCACGUCGCAAUAAUCGGGGGUUUAUUCGCCACGCAACCCAUCGGGCGAGAACUUUCCAUUUACUUAGCGCGUCAUCUCCUCCAAGGUUAUCAAUAUCAAGACCCCACAAUCGUCUCGUUACUAAAAAACGCUGUUUUCCAUAUCAUCCCCCUCAUCGACAACGGCUUCGAUUCAAUCUGGGGGGAUUACCCGAAAGAAGUGCCCGGAAAUCGCCGUCCUGACUCGUACCAAUGCCAGAACAUUUCCGCCGAUUUCAAACAAGUGGGCGAUCUCAUUUUAAACAUAGGGAAUAAGAACGUGAACGGGGGCGCUCAAACGAGAAUUUCAAACGCGUUCAAACGAAUGUUAUUAGAAGAGAAUUUCGAUUUUAUAAUUAACUUUGAGGGUGGUAGCAAAGGGAUCGUUUUCCCUGAGGUUAAAAGCAACAAAGAUAUUUUCAAAUUUUUCGCCGGGGAAUUUACCAAAAAUCAAAUCGACGAAAGUUGCGUUAAUUUAAUUCAAGCAACUGACGAUAUUAUCACGGACUAUAUCUUUAAUGAGUACAACACAGCUUUAUUCACGGCCAAAGUGAGUUGUUGCGAAUACCCCGCGAUCGAGAAUGUACCUUACAUUUGGCGCGAAACUUUAGAAUCAAUCAAAAACUUUUUGAGCAUCAUCAAAACGGGGAUUCAAGGAUUUGUUAAGGAUCUAAACAAUAAUCCUUUAUUAAACGCAACGAUUACAAUCAAAGAUAUCCCGAAAAUCUAUGAAGUUACGAAACCUUCGGGGCAUUUUAAAGUUAUGCUACCACCCGGAGAAUACACCAUAAUCGUUGAGGUACCUCAAGCGCAUCGAAAAAUCAUUACGGUUUUAAUCGAUAAAGAUAACAUCUUCGAAUUAAACGUAACAUUUAGUGGGGAUGACCAACUGGUUAUUAAUAAAUCUGACUCGAAAAUUGAAUCAAAUAUUAUAAAAAAUAAUUUCAAAAAUACCGCAAAUCAUAAUUUUAUUGGAAUCAAAGGAUUUGUUGCCGACAAAUCAAACCAACCGAUUCCAACCGCAAAAAUAUUUAUUUCCGAGAAAAACUUGACCCUUACUGUCGAUAAAAACGGUUCCUACCAGACGAAUUUGACGUCGGGGAAAUACACCGUUGAAGUAUCCGCCCCGAAUUAUUACAAAAACGUUAAAUACGUCGAAAUUAAUAAUGUCACUUUGGUACCGAAGAUGGUUAUGUUCACAUUGGAGAGGAAUGAGAAAGUUUUGGGGCUUCCAAGGUUGGUGUUUACGUUGCUAACGGGAACGCUGAUUGUGAUCGGGUUGGGUUUAGCUGCUUUUUGUUACGUGGCUUGUAAAAAUAGGAAAGGUUAUGGGCUGGUGGCGUCUCAAGAACAGGAUAGCUUAUUUGGUGAUGAUAAACCGAUAAUUAGACCAUAUUUCGACGACGACGACGAAGAUUAUUUCGAUAAAGGAUCUUUAAGCAGUUCGGAAGAGGACGAAAUCGUAUUAUUACAAUCACCAAAUUAUCAAAAAACGCCUUUGGUGAAGACCUGAGAGACCCAUUAAUUAAUCGAAAACUUACUUCAAUAAAAUUAAUUUAAUUAAAAUUAAUUUACCGUAAAAUGAAGACUUAAAAGAUAAUGUUGUUUUAAGUCAAAAAUUAAUUUAACGAAAAAGAGAGACUACUAAAGCAAUCUCAGAAAGUGAUACAAUUCCAAUUUUUUUAAAUCAAGAAAAAACAUUUUUGACGUAAUUUUGUAUUGAUAUUUUUUUCUUUAAUAUUAAGAGAUAUUUUUAUGAAAUAUUCUGCACCUCGAAAAAUGACGAACACAGGGUUGUGAAACAGCUGUGCUAAUAGAUUUUAAGCUAUAAUUAUUAAGAUAAGAGAAAAAAUAAUGAUAUUAGUAUUAAAAUUAUAUAUAUGCUAUUAUUAUUGUUACUAUUUAAGUUUAAUUAAGAAAUAUCUUACAAGGAAUCGUUUGAAUUGCUUUCCUUGUUAUUUUCUUUUAAGGAGAUAAUAAAAUAUUAUUUUUUGAAGCACUCUAAA
Molecule: messenger RNA, 3240 nt
Organism: Onthophagus taurus
Lineage: Eukaryota; Metazoa; Arthropoda; Insecta; Coleoptera; Scarabaeidae
Source: RefSeq, a predicted model, not a curated record